Molecule: messenger RNA, 2043 nt
Organism: Drosophila eugracilis
Lineage: Eukaryota; Metazoa; Arthropoda; Insecta; Diptera; Drosophilidae
Product: cytosol aminopeptidase
Exons: 2
Coding region: 214-1818 (534 amino acids)
Biological process (GO): proteolysis
Cellular component (GO): cytoplasm
Molecular function (GO): manganese ion binding; metalloaminopeptidase activity
Source: RefSeq, a predicted model, not a curated record
GUUCAGUUUCUUGAUUCCAGCUCAACGGAGCUAACACUGAUUUCGAUUUUUUUUUUUUUUUGAUAAAAAUCAGUUUUUAUUUUCCAGUGUUUAGCAGUUGAUCUGGUUAUCUAUUCUGCCCACUCGGUCGCGUUACUAAAUUCGUAUAGUAUAGUACUCACAAUCUCAAUCGGUGCAAAUCUUUAGCGAAGUUUAUCCAAAUUGCUACGCACAAUGACUCGAUCGCAGGUGAUCUCCUGUUUGCGGCGGUGCAAGCUGGGCUUGUUUAGGCGCCAUAAGGCUCUUAUAUUGUCCAGAGGUCCAUUUAUACAGCAGGUGAGGUGGAAAAGUGAGGAUGGCGGCUGCAACACCACGAACCUCCAGGGCGUCGUUGUGGGUCUCUAUGCCAAGGAUGGUGACAAGGGUCUGAAGUUAUCGCCGGGUGGCGAGAAGUUCGAUGACCGUGUAAGUGGCAAGAUCACAGAACUGAUCAAGGAGUCUGGACUCAAUGGAGAGCUGGGAGUGGGACGACUAUAUCAAAAUAUAGACAAGGAGUACUGGGCUGUGGCCGUGGUUGGUCUGGGCAAGGAAGGAGCUGGCUUCAAUGCCGAAGAAGUCAUUGACGAGGGCAUGGAGAAUGUGAGAGUAUGCGCCGCCGUUGGAGCCCGUGCUUUGCAGCUGCAAGGAUGCACUACUUGCCAUGUGGAUGGCAUGGAGUAUCCAGAACAGGCUGCCGAAGGAGCUGCCAUGGCCGUGUGGCGUUACAAUGUGAACAAACGAAAGAAGAACCGCCUGGCCAUACCGAAACUAGAGCUCUAUGGCUCCACUGAUCAGGAUGCCUGGACAAGGGGACUCUUCAAGGCCGAAUCCCAAAACUUGGCUCGUCGUUUGGCCGACACGCCAGCUAACCAGAUGACCCCAUCCAUUUUUGCCCAGGCCACCGUGGAUGCCCUGUGUCCUUGCGGCGUUUCUGUUGAAGUAAGAUCGAUGGAUUGGAUCGAAGCCCAGAACUUGAACUCGUUCCUCAUGGUGGCGAAGGGCUCUUGCGAACCACCCAUUAUCCUGGAGGUGAGCUAUUGUGGGACUUCGCCCGAAGAGCGACCCAUCCUGAUGCUCGGCAAGGGAUUGACCUUCAACAGCGGUGGUUUGUGUCUGCAUGAGAAAACUGGCAUGGAUGAGUACCGGGGAUCUGUAUCCGGUGCCGCUGUCUGUGUGGCCGCCAUUCGUGCGGCUGCUGCCCUUUCCCUACCCAUAAAUGUUUCGGCUGUGUUGCCUCUAUGUGAAAAUAUGCCCUCGGGAAUGGCCACCAAACCGGGUGAUAUAGUGACCCUACUCAACGGCAAGACCAUGCACAUCAAGGACAUUUCAAAGGCCGGAACUGUCCUGCUGGCGGAUCCCCUCCUCUAUGCCCAGUCGACAUUCAAACCCAAAUUGGUAGUGGAAGUGGGUUCGAUGGCCAGUGGAAUACGCAAGGGUCUGGGUGCCUCGGCCACUGGCCUGUGGACCAAUAACUCCUUCCUGUGGAAGAAUUUCCAAAAAGCAGGAGCUUUGACCGGUGAUCGACUGUGGCGUAUGCCACUGUGGAAAUAUUUCAGGAAUCUAGUGUCCCCACUUUCAGCCUACGAUAUUUGUAACACGGGCAAAGGACAAGCAUCCUCUUGUCUGGCGGCUGCCAUUCUCUUCGAACUGGUACCCUGCUCUGAUUGGGUGCACCUGGAUACCCAUGGCACCGGAAUGCUGGCAAAGGAUGGAGUACCUCCAUAUUUGCUUAAGGAUUGUAUGACAGGACGUCCAACCCGAUCGAUUAUUCAGUUCCUCUACCAAAUGGCCUGCAAAUGAUGCAACUUUGAUUAUAAGUUGACAAGGGAUCAACGAAGUCCUGAUAUCGGUGUGUGCCUAAAUUCAGUGUCCUUCAAUGUGCUGUCUCACUGUAUGUGUAUUUUAUCCAUAUGACGUACUCAUUUUGUGGGAUUAUUUAAAGAGUCUGGUAUGAUGUUAAACCUGUAUUUAAAAGAGGUGUCAGUAUGGUUUUAAACUUCAAUAAAAUAAAAUUUAUGUAGCCAA